This is a messenger RNA of Biomphalaria glabrata, 4431 nucleotides long. Its product is annotated as neurofilament medium polypeptide-like. Lineage: Eukaryota; Metazoa; Mollusca; Gastropoda; Planorbidae. The record is from RefSeq and is a predicted model, not a curated record. The coding region runs from base 166 to 1461 and encodes 431 amino acids. The transcript is spliced from 5 exons.
GCUUGAUUGGUCACGUGACAAAGCUCACAAAAGAAAGCGAGCUUUUCAUUUUUGUUAUAGAUCUAGAUCUAGUUUAAAGAGUUCGACUACUAGAUCUCUAUAUAUACAUAGAUUCUAUAUCUAGUUUUAGAUUUUAUGUUGCAUUAGGUUGACAUUUAUUUCACAAUGGAUAGAUCUUACAAGUCUAUACUUCCUACUUGUAAUAAAAUACUCCAGAAACGUUGGGAUGCAACUUAUUAUAAUGAACACCGAAGAAAGGUUGCUGAUGCUACUGCAACAGUAGAUACAAAGGCCCCACAAACAUACCUGCACCUCCAUCUCAAGAUGAAGAAGUUGCAGCUAGAAGAAGAAAGGUUAGCAAUGAUUGAGAGAGAUAAUUUACUUCUCUUGAAAAAAAUGUCAUGCAUCAUGACCAGUAGAGGUCGCAUAGAUAACAGAAACAAUUAUGAACCAAUAAAAAGUCUGAACAGAGAAAAACGACAGCGUGAGCUACUUAGGAUUACUAAAGAGAAUCAGGCCAUACUACACAGGAUCACUAUGAGGAGACCAGAAUAUAGUCAUGAAAAAUGGCAAUCUGAUUGGGAGGAAAAUCUGAAAUUUAUGAACAAUAUCUCAGCCUUCCCCCCUGAAUGGUGGUUGGAGAGAAAACCUACUCCAAGAUCACCCAACAGAAGCAGAUCUGCAUCUGCCAGACACAAGAGUGCACAGGGUAAGAAUGAUGAAAGUUCUGAAGAGAAUGCUGAUAAAGAAGAUGAGCCAAAGAAAGAUGCUAAAGAAAAAAAGGAAAAGAAAAAAUCAGUUGAAGCUAAAGAAAGUAAAGAUAAAAAGCCUAAUAAGGAUCAGGUAAAUGAAAAACCUAAAGAAAAAACUAAGAGACCACAGGCAGUAGACACUUCACAAAAAAGUGAAAAGCCUAAAGAAAAAACUAAGAAAGCCCCAGCAGAAGACACACCAGAAAAAAGUGAAAAGCCUAAAGACAAAACUAAGAAAGCCCCAGCAGAAGACACACCAGAAAAAAGUGAAAAGCCUAAAGACAAAACUAAGAAAGCCCCAGCAGAAGACACACCAGAAAAAAGUGAAAAGCCUAAAGACAAAACCAAGAAAGCCCCAGCAGAAGACACACCAGAAAAAAGUGAAAACACAAAAGAGGAAACUAAGAAAGCCCCUGCAGAAGACACACCAGAAAAAAAUGAAAAGACCAAAGAGAAAACUAAGAAAGCCCCAGCAGAAGAAACACCAGAAAAAAAUGAAAAACAUCCAGACAAGGAUGACAAGGCAGAUUCUGAUAGUGAAAAGACAGAGCAGAACAAAACAGGCCAGGUAGAGGCCUCUGAUGAAAGCCAAGUCAAAGAAACAGAAGAUGAGCACAAGACCAAGCAAGAGGAAGAUCAGCCAAAACAAGAAGAGGGCAGGGUAGAAGUUGUGGUUGAGAAAGAUGAAGUUAAUGUUGGCCAAACAUAAAUCCAUUGCAUAGUUUAAGUUCUAAUAGUGCGUUUGUAUCAAUGCUCAUUACUAUCAAACAAAAUGCUAGGUUUAAAUAUUGCUUUCAUUUCAUAAAACAUUAUUUGUUUCAUUUUACUAAUUUCCUUCUAUUUAUGUCAAUGUUUUUGAAAAGCAAAAUCUAUAAAAGUAAGUAUUGCAUUUUAAUGUAAUUGUGAAUGUAAGUUCUACAAUCUAUAAUUUCUUAAGUCUAAUUUUUUUCUAGUUUUCAGAAAACAAAUAAAACACCUACUUAUUCAAAUAAAUAAAAUAUAUGUUACAUAAUAUACUAUUAUGUACAUAGGUUUGCAACCAUUUUCAAGUCACCACCCAAUUCAUGUAAAAUUUUAUUGAUCCAAGGCUGGAUAGCAUUUUGAAAAAUGCUUUUAACUCUUUCUCUCCAUAAUUAUUUUCCAUGUUCCGAUGGAAUUAUUCAUUUUACUCCUUUUAUAUUUCACUACCCUGUUAUGAUUAAACUUUAUUUGGUAUAGAAUUAAGAGGAAAUGCAUGCUUUUUUUAAAAUAUAAAACAAAGUAAAGUUUAUAAAAUGAAACAUUAAUUAAUUAGGUCAAAUCAAUGAUGGUAUCAUCAAUUAGGAGAGAAAGAGUUAAAUGGGACCUCAGAUAACCUUUAUAAAUUUAUGGUGGUAAAAAUUAAUGGAUAGGUAACCAGUUGUAUAUAUAGUAGGGAGUUUGACUGUUGCAUGUUAUUUUAUUUUAUGUUUUUUAAAAGCAGUGUUAAACAUACAGUUAAAGUUUUUUAAUAAUACACUUUUUAUGUGUGGGCAAUGGGGUACUUGGAAAGAUAUUAAACUCUGUCUCAUUAUUAACCCUCACAAAUAUUUUACAUACAAAAAGAGAUCACUACUUCAGUAGUUAUAUAUAUAUAUAUAUACUAUCUUUUAUGUUCUGUUGAAGCUUUAAUAAUAAUUUAUUAAUUUCAUUAUACUAAUUUUGACAUAUAUAAGCUCUUUUCAAAACUUAUUCUUAGGCUAAUAAUCUCAAGAUGAUUUUAGUGUGAUGCUUAUAGAGGAAUCUACAAUGCUUUGGAACUGGGUGGCCAUAAGAGUUUUGUUUUAUUAAUUUAAUGAUAAAAGUCUUUUGUAGAGCUAUUGUUUAUGCAUCACCCAAUGCUUAAGAAUCUAUAAUAUGCUGUACUAGCUGAACAUCAAAACAUAUCAGAAUGUCAACAUGAUGAUCUGGAGAGUCAAUUCAAUUAGCACUCAUUUAGUGACAAUUUUUUUUCUCCACACUUUAUUAUUUUUUUCAAUGAAUAAUAAUAUGAAGAUUAAAUAUUGGUCCAAAAAUUAUGUAGGACAAAAGGGAAAUGGAUUGGGAGUUUUAAGUCAAGACCAACAGGUUGAUAGUCAAGAAUGUGCAACACUGUUAGGCAAUUUUAAAUAAAGUUUAUAUAAUAUUAAUUUUAAUUGUUGUUAAAAAUUGUAAAUCUUUUAACUUUAUCAUCAAUGUUGUUUUUUUUUAAGUAACAUAGUAAAGAAACCAAAUUUAUGUGUUAUAUGUUACCUAAGACAUAUAAAUUUCAUCUUUAAAUAUUUUUUCAAGAUUUGCACUGUAGUUAUUUUAGGCUGUUUAUUUCCAUGAAUGUGGACUCCCAAGGGAUGUAACUAUUUGUUGUUUUCUGAGAUUACUUCUUACCACUUUUUUUGUUUUGCUGAAGCUUGUAGCUAUUAUGUCAUGACUAAAUAUGACAAAGACAGUAUUAUUUUAUCAUCUUCAUGCCAAAAUUGUUUUUAUUUUUUUAAUCAAGUUAUUUUUGUCAUUUUGAGUGGAACUUUAUGUAACAUUGAAAUUGAAUGUGAUGGUUGAAUAUUUUAUACGUUUAUAACAUAUAUUGUAUAGAGUUUAUUUAUAGUAUUUCCUUCUGUGAUACCUUUAUUUGCACUGUGAUAACAUCUCAUUUAAUCACCAUAGCUGUUCCUUAACCAGAUCAUUCACUUUACAAAAAGAAAAACUAAUUAUGUUAGUGACACUGGGAAGGGGGGGGGGGGGCUGUCAAAAGUUUUGCUUGUUAAAUUUAUGUUUUUAAACUCAACUAAACUUUCACAGUGCAUAAUGUGACAUUUCUUCAGGGAGAUAGAAAAACUAUCAGAUUUAUAAGUUAUAUUUACAAUAUUAUUAUUAACAAGUGACUGGGUUUCUCAUUUGGUCUGACAGCAAAUUUACACAUAAAAAUCAAGGCAACAAAUAUUGGAUUGAAGUAGUUUUCUAACAUUUUUUGUUUGUUUUAAUAAAUAUAGUAAAAAAUAUCAAAUAUGAUUUUUACAAAAUCCAUUUUUAUUUUACAAUAAAAAAGAAUUGUUCUGUACAUGCACAAGGAAGUAAUAUUUAAAACAAAACCCACAAUUUAUGGAUAUUUCUUAAGCUUUUGUUCUUUAAUGAUGUAACAUUAAAAACACACUGUAAUAACCAAAUUAGUGUGUCAUGCCUGAAAGUAACAAUAGAACAUCUGAAUUAAAUCCUAAUUUAUGGUUGACUUGUUAUGCCUGACUGUAAAAAUAAAAAAAAACAUCUGAAUUAAAACUUUAUUUAGGGUUGAUGUUAUGCCUAGCUGUAUCUGAGUGUGUUUGUUUUAUCAUUGGCACUUUAUAUUCAUAUCCACUUCUUGUAUAAAUCUAUAUUCAGUUAAGUGUAUUGAGAACUCACUCUGCCUAGUUUGAUUUUAUAUCACUAUAUUUUUACAGACUUUUUAACAACUUGUUAUAAUAUAAGUAUUUUCAGUUUUUUAUAACUUUUACACUGUUGUUUUAUUUUAAAAAUUAAUUUUAGCACUAUUAAGUAACAUACUGUAACAAUUGAUUUUUGUCUGAACUAAAAGGGUAAUAUAAACAUGUCUAAAAGGGUGAAAGUAAUGUCAUUAUGACAUAUGUUUUGAUUGACAUUGUUAAUCAAAAAGUAUAGUAAUACAAUGUUUGAAAAUAAAUCUUUUUUUUUU